This is a messenger RNA of Ostreococcus tauri, 2817 nucleotides long. Its product is annotated as Armadillo-like helical. The record is from RefSeq and is a predicted model, not a curated record. The transcript has a single exon. Gene Ontology annotation, cellular component: nucleus. The annotation marks the transcript as partial. Lineage: Eukaryota; Viridiplantae; Chlorophyta; Mamiellophyceae; Mamiellales; Bathycoccaceae.
AAGACGAUCGGGGGAGAGAGCGAUUUUAAGAAGCGGCGGCUCAAGGUUGGGAAAAAGGUGCGAAAGCACGCGAGCGAGACGGACGCGACGAUCCGAGCGAAAUCGCUGCGGUUGACGACGCAAAACGUGCGCACGGUCGAUGCGGGGGGGGACGCGGUCGUGAGCUCGCGCGGGACGCCGUUGAAUGAGUUGUUGAAUCAAUCGGAGCACUACGCGUCGAGGACGCGCGCGGAGGCGUUGCGAGGGAUAUCGGAGAUUGCGAAAAAGGCGCCGCGCGCGAUCAGGGAGCGGGCGAGUGAUGUCAUCGAACGAGUCGGUGAGCGGUUGGCGGACUUGGACGCGGAGUGUCGUAAGGAGGCGAGGGAAUGUUUGAGAGGCGGCGUCGCGCCGGCGCUCGGUGAACGCGGGUUGGCUCCGUUCGCCAGGACGUUGAUUUUGUACGCGGGGGCGGCGCUGACGCACGUGCAGGAUGGCGUACGAAGGGAUGCACCGGCGGCGUUGGACGCGUUGCUCGGCGCGGCGCCGACGCUCGUGGUGGCGCACGCCCCGGCGAGCACGCUUGGGCACUUGGGAGAGUUGCUACGAAGAGGCGACGACGGGGGCGUCGGCUCAGGGACUUCGACGCGACGAGGAGUCGGUUCACAGAAGCCAAAAGCGAGAUUAGCGCUCUUGAGGAGUUGUCGCACGUUUUUGGAGAUUUUGGUGGACUCAAACAGGGCUUCGUCCUCGAGCGCGGAGUCGUCGGCGGAUUCGACGACAUCAACCUUCGUGUGGGGCGAAUCCACCGUUCACGGAUCGGCGACGCGUUCGAUCGGGCCUUUACACGCCGAGCGCGCGCGGCGAGCACCAGCAAGUAUGUUCGCUGCGCAAGCGUCGGCGACCGCUGGGGAGACGAUGGAGACUCCAGGCGACGUCUCUGGCGAGGGACCGCUCGCCGUGCGAGCAAACGCUAGGCGUAUCGUCGACUUGACCAUGUGCGUGUGGGACGACGCGUCGCAGACGUUGUCCGACGAGCGCGGUGUGGAUAUCGAACGUGUGCGCGUGAUGACAGAAUCAAUGGCUUGUGCGAGACUCGCACUCAAGCUCGCCGACGACACGUCUACGGCGAUCGAGUUCGGCGAUUCGGAUCGUGCGUCAGCCGCGGUGGACAUCAUGCCAGAGAUCGCCCGCCGCACGCUCUGCGCGUUCCCAUCGAUCGCUCCGGUGAGUGUUGUGGAGAAACAGGAUCCAGCUCGGGUGAACGAUGCCUUGGUGAUCCUGAACUUUGAGACAUGUCGCUUUCUCGUUGCCGCCUCAAUGACAGUUGCGAACGUUGCGCUCGUGCGCCACCUCGCACCGGGAACGAUGGAGGCACUUCCACACGUGCUCGCGAGAGCGUUGCAGUACGUGACGCACGCACUUCAUGGCGUCGUCUUGGAUGGAGGUGCCGUCGGUGAAGGCGUACAAACUCCAGAAGAGGCGUACGAAGACGUCAUGAUACUGGCGCGCGAUGCCCUCGCGCUUCCUACGUGGUGUUUCAGCGCGAGUACUACUGGUACUGCGUGUGCGGAACUCGUGAGCGCCGUUACGACGACAUGGGACGCCGCUGUUGCGAACGAAGACGCCGAGCGCAUCGUUCAAUGCGUCUCGUUGUUGACGGCGACUUUGCCGGAAGAGGCUCGUCAGGGAUACACUCGGAUCCCGAUCGAAGCCGUCGCGGGGUGGGUUCGCCAUAUCCCUCGCGUCCUUUGGUUCUUCAAGCAUGAAAAUCCGACGGAGACGGAGAGUUUACUUUCAUUACUUCAUGACAUCGCGGCAAGAAACCCUCCUGGAUCACCUCUCGCGGAUGUUCUAUCGAUGUGUGAGACAGAGAUUACGGUGUUGUUCUUCAUGAUGCCGCCGGCGGGAUCACCCGAGGGGGCAAAAUCGCGUCCCGGACCGUUCGCACGUUUGCCAUUCCCGCUUCAGUGCUCGGCUGUCCGUCUUCUUGGCGUCUUACCAACGCUGACAGCUCCUACAGUGAGAGCUCUUGCGAAGAUUUGCCUCGACGUCGAUCGAGUGAACGAAGAGCUCUCCGUGAUUGCCGUUGAGGCGUUGCAAACGAACCCGAUCGCGGCUCCGUUUGAACUCGUGGUCUCGUUCUAUGCAACGCUGCUAGUCGGCGCGUCUGGGGUGAAGUUUCUCGAAAAGUCGAGCAAACGCAGCGUCGAGGAGGUCGAGCAAAAAUCUUGGCUCGUCUCACGCCGAGUCUCUCCCGUCGCCGCCGCGGCGCUCGUAUCGCUCAGCGAUGCCGACGCACCGUGGACCGGCGCAUCCUUGGCGUGCGCAACGCUUCGAGCGGUGUGGACGAAUCGCGUCGAAAAGGGAGACAUCGACGGAGCGACGAGAACAGCAGGCGGUUUCGUGAGCCUCUUCGCAAGCUCAGCCGAGCUCGCGGAUUCCGUCGGUUUCAACGCCUUGGACGAUGACGAUCUCGCAUCCUCCGCCCCAGAUAUGUUCGCGUGGUUCAUUCUUCACGGAAAGAGUGAUCACGGCGUGAACGUUGACGUCGCAUGGAGAGCGCUUCAGCUUACCUCAACACGAGCGUUGCUCGGUUCCAUCGCGAACGCGGUGGCGUCGAUGUCGUCAUCCUCGGCAUCCCUUUGCGACAACGCCACCUCGUUCAUGACGCGACUGCUUCGGAGCGACUUCAUUCGCACAAGUGGAUGCGAAAAGGGGUUACGCGACGCCGCUCGCUCGAUACAAGCGAGUUCGAGCGCGCUCGGCGGCGCCGGAUUGGCGCAAAAAGUUCGCGAACUGGACGCGGCGGUUCAAGUCGCAUUCGACGCGGCGGCGUGA